AUGGUUGAAUUCGGUAUUAAUGUUGACCUAUCAGAACUCCUCAAGGAUACUGGUAAGGAUUUUACAGGAUCUGGCUGCAACAUUGAAGGUGGUGGAAUGUUUUAUGGUGGAGUUGAAAAUGGAAUAGUUUAUUCUUGUUGUUUUCAUCCCACAAAAGAGCAUUCUGCCACUGUUAUUCCUGGUCUAUUGGCGGAACCUUAUCCAAGGACAAAAACAUGGGUACCUGCUGGCCAAUGGGCAGUAUCCUAUACAAAAGCAGGUAAUUUUGGAAACAAAGCCAAAUAUGAUGUAAAAGAUUAA
Molecule: messenger RNA, 300 nt
Organism: Trichomonas vaginalis G3
Lineage: Eukaryota; Parabasalia; Trichomonadida; Trichomonadidae
Product: bacteriocin (lactococcin 972) family
Exons: 1
Coding region: 1-300 (99 amino acids)
Source: RefSeq, a predicted model, not a curated record